CAGACAGCAGGAAGCUUAGGACUGGGUGCUUCUGCUUGCAGUGUAUAUGUAUCUUUUUAGAAACUGACAGAGCACGGCUGUUAAUGUGCAUGUAUUAUGUGCAUAACUCCUGUUAGGGUGCAUCCAUGACAUUGUGACAGGGAUCUUGAAACAUGGAACAGCAGGUAUGGGUCCGACUGGCCAAGUCUCUGCUCCUAGUCAGCUGCCUCUUCAUGAUGCUCCUGUGCUUAGCCGCCGGCAUCCUGACAGUAAUGACUGGGCUUGGAGGGCAUUUUUCUGCAAUAAAGGCCAUCGCUCCCCCCGAGAGCCCACUCAGAGGAAAACACAGUGCCAUGGUGCUUUAUGGCAGUGGGGUCAGCGCUUUGCUCCUGAUUCUCGUCCUUCUAAGCUCCAUUUCUGUCCUGCGAGAGUCUCGCCACCUCAUGACAUCAGCUUUCCUUGGCUUUGGGUGUUUGUUCUGCAUCCUCACAGUAGGAGCGACCUGGAUACAAGCCUCUCAGCAGCAGGUCGAUACCUCAUUACUUGAUGUUUACGAUGAGCUCUAUGAGCAAGUCCUCAGGGAGUCCCUACUUGUGCAGAGAGAGCAACUGCAGAGCAUGCAUGAAACGCUCCAGUGCUGUGGAAAGCUGAGAGACAGCCUGCCGAGAACUGACAUGCAAGGCCUGUGUAAGAAUGUAGAAGAGAGACAGGACUGUGUGGUAGUGAUAUCUAAGGCUCUUCAAACACAUUGGACCUUGGCUCAAGUUGGAAUUCUUGUGUCCCUUGGAUUUAUGGUUCAAGGAAUGUUCCUCUCCUCCUUCCUCUUCUUCUCUCUCCCUAGAGGAGCAAACUGGGUUCGCAGAGGAGAAUACAGCCUGAAAAAUGCAUCUGUUCUUAAUCCAGAUACCCCUCUUGCUCGACUUCUUCCCCAUCAAACUGCAGAAUCAAAGAGGGGUUAGCCCCCGACCUAAGGGGUCCUUAGUGGAUGGAUGUCAACAGUGAGGCGCAUGGGUGGGGGUGGCAGCAAAUAUCAGCAGCUACAAUCAGGCCGGUCUGUUUAGACAGGGGCCUUGGGGUCAGGGCUUCUGGAAGUCAAACCCAGCAGAACUUACAAUCUAAUUCCUUGCCUAGGGCACACAAACUCAUUCAGUGAACCAUGGAAGAGAAGCCACACAUAUCUCAAGUGGCAAUGGACUCAACACAUUGGGGUGUAUUUAUUGAAACUGGAGAAAAACAUCACCAGUGAUGUUGCCCAUAGCAACCAAUUAGGUCUUUGCUUUUGUUUUCUGAAAAGUACUCUUUACAAUGGCAUAAACACCCUCUUGCAUGGUUCUGGAGCAGAGUUAAGUAGGGGCAAGGUCCAUGUUGGGAUGAUGACAACAAAAUAGACCACAGCCAUCCGGAUAGAUUCUGCUAUUUUACAAAGUGAACCUGGUUGGAUAUUCGGUCCUUCAGCAGGAUCAGCCUUAGAAGAGAAACAAGAAUCCUGGUUGGCUAAAUAUAAUGCUGACUAUUGCCUCUUUCCAUUGAUAUCAGCAUAUUGCACCACUAAGGAGCUCUAACACAGGGAGUGCAUUAUGUGCUGCUGUUGGAGGAAACUCACACAACUCAGGGAGAAAAUGUGGCCCAAACCCCUCACAGGAUGGUACACUGGCCAGAGCUGGCCCAAACCAUAUUAGCUAUGUGACUUAAGAUACAGUGCCAUUUCUUCUAAGCACUUUGACUAUUACUGUUAUUAUUAGCCUUUAUUUUAUAUAGCACCAACAUACUCUGCAGCGAUUAUACAUCAUUUCCAGUAUUAUUAGCUGUGGCCAAACUUCCUGCAACUGCUUGCCAUGCUUUAAUAAAAUCACUUAUAAUACA
This is a messenger RNA of Xenopus tropicalis (tropical clawed frog), 1842 nucleotides long. RefSeq names its product tetraspanin 32 (gene tspan32). The transcript has 8 exons. Gene Ontology annotation, cellular component: membrane. Bases 153 to 938 code for a protein of 261 amino acids. NCBI's taxonomy places the organism in Eukaryota, Metazoa, Chordata, Amphibia, Anura, Pipidae. The record is from RefSeq and is a predicted model, not a curated record.